This is a messenger RNA of Prorocentrum cordatum, 2861 nucleotides long. NCBI's taxonomy places the organism in Eukaryota, Dinophyceae, Prorocentrales, Prorocentraceae. The record is from the annotation of a GenBank genome assembly.
AUGAUGGACGGCGGCGCCCGUGGCACCAUCCUGAAGGAGGCCGCGCUGCCCGGCGCCAUCUUCACGCGCAGUGGCAUCUUUUGGCAUGGGAUCGAAGCGCGGCGCGCUGCAGCACGCAGGGGGCGGCGCGACAUGAAGAAAUUUUGGACGGAGGGCAAGCACGCGGCGUUGGGCGCCGCCACAUCGGGCCUCACCGGACUGGUGCUCCGCAGAGCGCAGCACGACAAGCUGGACCUCUUGCGCCGCAAGUUCGGACGAGUACUUCCGGACGGGUCUGCGGUUCGCGUGCCAGUUGACGAUGGAAGCGGAGGCGCGCAUGAGGUCGCGCGCGCCACCCGCGCCACAGAUGGCUCCGACUGGGAUUGUUUCCGACAGCAGCAGCAGAUAGCAGCAGUCUUCGGCGACUUGGAGAUGGAGAUGGCAAAAGUGCCCGAGAGCGCAUGGUUCCCCGCGCCUCAUGAGGGGUUCGAGGGGCUCUGGGCACACCUGGCCACGCGCCCCCCGCGGCCGCUGCCCGAGUUCAAGUGGGGCAUUCCGCUCCCGCCCGCGCGCGACAUGGGGGGCCUGUUCGACCAGGUCCCAGAGGCGGCCAAGGACACCACGAUAGAGUUACGCGCAGGACGAAGGCGUCAACGAGAAGAAGGAGGCGACGCCGAGCAGUCAGAAUGCCGUGGCAAGACGCGUGGCCACAAGCAGAACAACCGAGUGGUGGCGCAUGAGGAAAUCGACAACCUCGAGAAGAUGGGCGUGGAGCAGCUGCGGACUUUAGUGCCAGUACUGACGAAGAUGGCGCUCAACCGGGCAUUGGGAAGCAGGCAAGUGGAGGCUGCCAUACUAACGGCGCUCAUCAUCGGGGCGAACACGGAGCCAGUGGUGAAGGCGCAAGGACGAGCGAAAGCGUGGAUCGAGAAGGCGUUGAAGACAAAAAUCGCAGAGAUCACGCCGAAUAUGGCGGCGGAAACCUUCAGUCUGGUCAAGGUGCAGGCGACGCUCAAAGAGACGGAGGCAGGGAUCACGAUCAACAGGCUCGACAUGUUGCAACCGUUGCACGCCGGCUUGGAGUUGCUGGGAGCCACAGUUAAGCACGGAUGGCGACUGGCAUUCGUGCGGAUCGACACGCUGGAGGGGAAUGCCAUCGAGAUGAAGCUACAGCUCCUGAAGAAGCCGUUCACGAAGCUGCUGGCGCUGGGCGCACAGCGGAUGAGGGCCGGCCCGAGCGACCCGUCGCUGAAGUACCUGCGGGGGCCCGGCGCCCCGAGGGAGACUUCCAGGACGUCGACCUCGGCGGCGGCCUCUCGGACGAGGAGGCCGAGGCCGAGCCCGAGCUGGACGCCGUGGCGCGGGCGGCCGUGUGGUCUCCGCAGGUCGCGAGGCAAGCGGCAGGCGGCUGCCCACGGAGGCCCAAGUCGCUGGUGUUCGCGAGCUCCGGCGGCUCGCUGGUGGCCAGAUCCCGGUCCGCGCUGGAGAGGACGCCGCAGCGCUCCGCGACCACGCCGGGGCGCCUCGGCUCGCCGGGAUCCUCUCCGCAGGACCGACCGCCCCAGCGGGGGGCACGUGGCCGGCGUGUCGCCCCUGACGCUGAGCAAGCUGGCCGAGUUCCAGGGCGGCCUGUUCGGCGCGGCGUCCUCCUCCGCCAGGGCCUCGCCCUCGGCCCCGGCGGCCUCGGCGCACGGGGCCAGCGCCCCGCCGACGAGCGAGGAGGUCGAGUGGGCGGCCGUGCCGGAGGACGGCCGGGCCUGGGGUCGCUGGCGCGGGCGCGGCGGGCGCGGUCACACCCUCGUCGUCGCCGAGGCCGUCUCUCGAGGCGCCGCGGCGCGCCCCGCUGGGCGCGGCCCACGCGGAGGAACUCCACAGCGACAGCACCAGCAGCGAGGAGGUGGAGGUGCAGGGCGCCGUCUCGGCGGCCGUGCCGCCGCAGCCGCCGCCCGAGAAGGUGAAGCUGCAGCUGUCCCCCCUCGUCGCCGAGAGCCCCCAGAGGUGCUUCGAGAAGUACGCCCAGCGGUUGGGCGAGAGGCUCUCGUGCGCCACCAUCUGCAGGUGGGACAGGCUGCAGGCCGCCGCCAACGAGCAGCUGGCCGGCGGGCACGUGGGCAAACUGGAGUGUUUCUGGAUCCACGAGCCCGGCGCGCAGCCCUGCCCCGAGGCCGCCAGCGGUCUGGUGUGCUUCCAGUUUGUGCAGGGCCACUCGUCCAACUUCGUGCGCGUGCUGCACCUGUCCGCCGUGGGCGGGGGCCCUCCUGGCUCGGGCCGCGAGGCCGCCGAGGGCAGGCUGCUGUCCGCGGCCGUGCGGGAGGCCCGCGGGCUGAUAUUCGGCGCGCUGCCGGCGGACAGCCUGAGGGCGGUCGUGCUCGUGGGCGAGGACGAGGAGAAGGCCGCCUCUACGUGGACGCCGACGUGGAGGCCGCCUACCAGGGCUGCGGCUUCCGGUGGUUCCAGCUGACGCAGUGCAUCCGGCGGUCCCGGUCCGCGUUCCGGGCGGCCAAGAUCAAGCCGUCGCUGAGAUUUCUGGUCUUCUCUGCCCACCGAGGUCCCACGGACCCUCCCAGGCCCAGCGGUGGCCUGCAGCCGCUGUCGGCGCUGCUGCUGCGGAGCGACGAAGACGCCACCGCCAGAGCCGAAGCCCAGGCGGCCGCGUCCGGCGAGUCGAUCAGCAGCUUCACGGCGUGGUGAGCCAAGUGCGCGCGCGUCUCUGCCGGCGGAGGCGACAGGGGGGCACCGGGACGCGAGGAAGGGAAGGGGAGGAGGAAGCUGGCUGACUCGCGUGAUGCAAUGUAACACAUAGAUCUGCCCAAGCGCACACAGACUCCGAUUCGUGCUGGUCGCGCGGUGACCUGAACGCGGUCGCCGCUGCUUCCCUCCCC